Messenger RNA from Musa acuminata AAA Group (dessert banana), 1036 nucleotides. Its product is annotated as caffeoyl-CoA O-methyltransferase. The coding region runs from base 74 to 808 and encodes 244 amino acids. The transcript has 4 exons. The record is from RefSeq and is a predicted model, not a curated record. Gene Ontology annotation, molecular function: O-methyltransferase activity; S-adenosylmethionine-dependent methyltransferase activity. Lineage: Eukaryota; Viridiplantae; Streptophyta; Magnoliopsida; Zingiberales; Musaceae.
UUGGGCUCUCUCCCCUGUCAAACCCAGGCGACGCGGAGAAAGCAGCGGAACCAAAUCGGAGAAGGAGAGAGCAAUGGCAUCGGAGAACCAGAACGGCGACCGCAGGCACCAGGAAGUCGGCCACAAGAGCCUUCUUCAGAGCGAUGAGCUCUAUCAGUACAUAUUGGAGACGACCGUGUACCCUCGUGAGCCUGAGGCCAUGAAGGAGCUCAGAGAGAUCACUGCCAAACAUCCAUGGAACUUGAUGACCACCUCGGCCGACGAGGGGCAGUUCCUCAACAUGCUCCUCAAACUGAUCAACGCCAAGAACACCAUGGAGAUCGGCGUCUACACGGGGUACUCCCUCCUCGCCACCGCCCUCGCGCUCCCCGACGACGGCAAGAUCCUGGCCAUGGACAUCAACCGGGAGAACUACGAGAUCGGCCUCCCCGUGAUCCAGAAGGCGGGUGUCGCCCACAAGAUCGACUUCCGCGAAGGCCCCGCCCUCCCUGUCCUCGAUCAAAUGAUUGAAGAUGAGAAGAACCAUGGGUCGUUCGACUUCGUCUUCGUGGACGCGGACAAGGACAACUACAUCAACUACCACAAGCGACUGCUGGAGCUGGUGAGGGUGGGCGGCGUCAUCGCGUACGACAACACGCUGUGGAGCGGGUCGGUGGUGGCGCCGCCGGACGCCCCCAUGCGCAAGUACAUCCGCUACUACCGGGACUUCGUGCUGGAGCUCAACAACGCGCUGGCGGCGGACCCCCGCAUCGAGAUCUGCCAGCUCCCCGUCGGCGACGGCGUCACCCUCUGCCGCAGGAUCAAGUGAUGAUGAUGAUCCGAGGAAGAGGAUUCAGAUCUGUGUCCGACGCAGUGACUCUUUAUGUUUUCCUUCUGCUUCACUUCGUUGUUGCCGGGUCAAGUUUACUCAAACAAUUACCGUCCUUUUUCAUUUUAAUUGCCUCAUCGAGACUUGUACUAUUUUAUGCCCAUCAUUGAGCCACUCUUAAAAGUUGUGUUGCAGUAUUAAGUUACGGGGUUCUAUUUACUUCUCUUA